UUACCCUUUUGCUUCCAUGCAGCUCAUACAGUUAGUCCUCAUUUAUGCUAAUGAUCUACUGGCCGGGUCCGGGAAGAAUUACUUAACCUUAGUCCCACCAUGCAGCUUCACACGGAAUCAAUGUUGGCCCUAGAUCCUGCCAUGCUGGUGGACACAGCGUUACCAGAUGAGGACUCCGACUAUGAGUACGAGUAUGAUGAGCAUGAGACCGAGACCUUCUAUCUUAACCUCGACCUUACCUCCUCUCAUGGUCCCAUUCGGCCCCCUCGACGCUGCCACGACCCCGCGACAGACUCCUCAUCAGUGGCAGCUACACCGGGUCUAUCAUCUGCCUCUGCUCCUCCUUUCCCAAGUGAUGAUAAUGAGUCGGCGCUAGCUAGCACCGAGUUUGACAAUAGCACCGCGGAGCGGGUGCAGAUUCUGGGUCUUCACACCAGCAAUCCCAUCAUCUCGUACCAAAAUCAGGUCUUCAGCUGUUCCUGGACCGACCAACUUGGCACUGAGUUACUCUUCACUCGGCCUGAGCUGGAACCUCAACCUGGAGUAGAAUCCGAAGCGGCAGCUUCACAAGUUGUUCCGUUAAAACAUGGCAAAUACUUCAACCUAAUUGCCGCUAACAGUGUCAAGAUACUGGGUCGUAGGGCGAACCUCAUCUCCAGUGCGAGUCCUAUUCAACAUUCACUCUACCCAGAUAGUGCACUGGACAUGACAGUAGGAACCGUCACUCGCAGAGCGGGACCUCAAACCAACCAGGCCCGAUUUUUGGAGCGACUGGGGAGUAUCAAACAAGCUAGGGGAGAGAAGGAUACUGUACGGACCGUGUUCAGCCUAAAACGGGCUCAAAAUCUUGAGGAGCGCUUGCGUGGCUGGGCACGGACUGAAGAACAACUAGCACAGAUUCAGCAGCUUAAUGAUGCCGCCCUUCAGGGACAUCCCGAUGCCAUAGCAGAACUAGAGAAUAUUUACAAUCAACUUGGAACUCACGAUGCAUCGUCGGUUGAACCUCCAUUUUAACUGCAUUGAGAAGACCCUUAAGUGGUCGUCACUCGAACCCUGCAAAGGAGAAGUCAACCAUAGUGCACUCAAAAUGUUAUUACCUAUCACAUGACUAAAAGCGAGGCUUUUGGGAUACAUGGAUGCUCAUAGCUGAUAUAACCUGCUAGCGCCUUUUGGCCAAUUCUGCAUGAUAAGUUGAUCAUGGAUACAGUCCUGUUUCCCUAGGUAUGUACAGCGUGAACAUAGAAAUAAUUAAUCGUCCACUAAUAUGUAUUCAUCUUAUACAAUCAUCUACUCCGUUCUAUAAACACAUUGAACACCUCGGGCCCUGGCUCGGAGUCUUCUAUGUACGGAGUACAGUGUGAACCCUUUUGUAUCAGUUCUAGGCAAUAAUAGUUCAUUUGGUUGUCCUUUGAUAACCAUCUCCACAGGUCCAAAAAAAAAGACAAAUAAAAGCAAAGGAAAAACAACCGUCUCGCCAAGCCUUACUCCGAGGCCAGUGGUUGAGUAUUUGGAGCGGUUAGGGUGCAUGCUUGUCACGACGAUGAAACAGAAAGGGCGGGGAAUACUCGAAGGACGGUCGCAUAGAGAUCACUGUAGACUUGUGGGUAAAUGGGGUAUGUCUGGUAAAUAAACGUUAUGGGGAAACGAACAUGGAAAGGAAAGGAGACAAGCGAAUAACUCGGUCAACUUAUGGGGUUGGCUCAGCAAGCAUUCGCUCAAUCUUACGUGGCUUAGGCUCUUUCUGGACGUCUU
This is a messenger RNA of Aspergillus alliaceus, 1752 nucleotides long. RefSeq names its product TFIIIC subunit 6 family protein. Bases 100 to 1014 code for a protein of 304 amino acids. Lineage: Eukaryota; Fungi; Ascomycota; Eurotiomycetes; Eurotiales; Aspergillaceae. The record is from RefSeq and is a predicted model, not a curated record. The transcript has 2 exons.